UGAAGAGAGAUGCAUCGAAGAGAGAUUCGGAUGCAUCCAAUUAAUGGACGUCAAAUCUAUGUGGCCCCUGGAAAAAGGUAGAUAAUCAAAGACCCUUUCGUAAUUAAUUGGCCGACUAGGGGUGUUUUCUUAAACCCCAUAUCCUUUUCUACCAUCCAACCCCGUCAGCCACCGCCGCAGACAACCCCAAUAUCAGCCGUCAAAUCUUAACGUCGUUAAAUCUCUAGGUCUUUGAGACACGAGAAGUCUAAAAAGCCAACUGGACUUAAUUAUCACCUUUGCAAUCAUUGUCCUAAGGCUCUCCUUCUCUCUCCACCUCACGCCACCAUUCUUAAUCUUCUCUCCGCCGAUGACGGUUCCUCUAGUUCUCCGGCAGCCGCUUUACCAGAUGAAGAUCUACUUCCUCUCAUCUAUGAGGGAAUUUGACAGUUCUUAAUCAAGUGAAAGCUUUUAUUGUUAUAAUUUGGUGAGAAGAUACUAUAUCUUUAAAUUUGAUGGAGAUGAACAAUCUGAGAACGGAAUCUCAUGUAGCCCAGAAAAGCCGGCGACAUAAGUUGAGAUUUCAGCAAAACUCUGACGAUCCGAACCACCAACAUUUAUCACAAGAUCCUCACUUUGAAGUUCAUAGACCCAGAUACGGGUCCAUUUCAUACGAUCCGAAUGUAUUCCCCUCCGAAAUGCUUAAUUCCGUUGCUAGUAAUCCACAACUUUUGAUACCUCCGAACCAUGCUUUUGUUUCCCAUGAACAAGAUUCGGGUUCUGGUUCAUCUCCGGCGAAUUUUCCCCACUCGGUAUCGACUAAAGUUAUCGGCGAUAACUCACAAAACGGUGCGAAUUGGAAAAGUGUUGUCGCUUCUCAAAACCAACUUCAAGUUAGUAGUGACUGGAAUGUUGUUAGUUACUCUAACGUUGCUUCCAUGAGUAUCGAUCAAAGUAACUCCAAUUCUCCGAUGGUGGUUGACGGCGGAGCCACUUCCAAAUCGUGUUACGGGUUUAGUAACGAUUUGCAAAACAUUCACUUGGGUGAUCAGAAAAACUACGGCCAAGUUCCGGCGUUCAGUUCUACACCGUAUUACCACAACACUCUACAAGAAGUUGUUACAUCAGCCACCGUAGGAACCCAUAUUCAUCAAGGCAAGAACUUUUUAGAGAUCAAUCAGCCGAUUCCGUGUUGGAUGAAUGCUUCGGAACAAUUAGGGUUUAUAGCAAAUAGAAAUAAUGAUCAUAGAGAAGGAACUAAUGAGAACAACUGCAUCACACAGGGGUUAUCUUUAUCACUUUCAUCAGUUCCUCAAGCUAAAUCCGAGUUUCCAAACCUACAUUCAUCUCCCAAACCCUUAAAGAACGAUCUUUUAACGAAUUCGGACCCAAAACAGUUGAUGGGGAUCUCUUCUUUUGCUCAACGGAAUGUUGGCCCGCUGGGUCCUUUCACGGGUUACGCUACUAUUCUUAAGAAUUCCAAGUAUUUGAAGCCAGCACAAGAAUUAUUGAAUGAUAAUUGUGAUGUUGGGUGUCAUGAGUUAGUUCAAGCAUGUGACAACACUCACAAGAUUCUCGAUGAAGAAAUGAGUAGGGUUUCCACCGAGUCUGGUGGCUCCGGUGCUUCAUCUUCCACUAUUUACGGUUCCAAUGAACAUAUUUCUGGCCGGAGCAGCUCUCUUUCUGAAUCAUAUCGGCCGGAGUUUCAUCAAAAGAAGGCCAAGUUACUAUAUAUGCAGGAGGAGGUAUGCAGAAGGUACAAGCAAUAUAAUCAGCAGAUGCAGAUGGUGAUUUCAUCUUUUGAAACAGUCGCUGGACUUAGUUCAGCAACUCCAUACGUUUCUUUGGCUCUCAAGUCAGUAUCACGCCAUUUCCACUUUGUUAAGAGUGCGAUUUCUGAGCAACUUACACAAAUGAAGAAGACCUUUGAAGAUUUGUGUUCUCCAACCACUGGUACAAAUGAUUCAUUGUCUCAGUUGAAAUCCAUUGAUCAUAACUCACAAAGACACGGGAAAUCAAGUGGAGGGUCAGCAAUCUUUGGGAACCAACAACCCGUGUGGCGACCUCAACGAGGCCUUCCUGAACGUGCAGUCUCGGUUCUAAAAGCUUGGCUUUUCGACCAUUUUCUUCACCCGUACCCAUCGGAUGCGGACAAACAUAUGUUGGCAACUCAAACGGGACUAACAAGAAAUCAGGUUUCAAACUGGUUUAUAAAUGCUCGAGUGCGCAUAUGGAAGCCUAUGGUGGAAGAAAUCCACACCCUUGAAACUAAAGGUUUGGUGGACUCCAACACAAAUACAAACAAUCCUCCAACUGAUGAUCAAGACACUAGCAGGAUGGAUAUGAGCUCACUGACAAAUAAGCAACAACCCGAGUGUUCAAGGAAUUCUGGAUCCUUAAUCAUGAUAAACAAUCAAAAUGAACCAAAUGGGCAACUAUGGGAGCAAGAGAAAAGAUCAAGGCCAGAGUUUCAGAUUCCUCAAACCACAAUGGACCGAUCUUUUACAAACAUCAUGCCCUACCCACGAACCACAUUUGAAGCUGGUGGAGUUGGGCCUGUUUCUCUUACUUUGGGACUCAGGCAGAAUGCUGAACAUGUGCAACAGUUGCAGCAACAUGAACAUCAGCUCAGGCAGCGGUUUGGACGUCAGUUGAUUCAUGAUUUUGUGGGGUAG
Molecule: messenger RNA, 2654 nt
Organism: Lactuca virosa
Lineage: Eukaryota; Viridiplantae; Streptophyta; Magnoliopsida; Asterales; Asteraceae
Source: the annotation of a GenBank genome assembly